CUAUUAUUCUAGCAAAAGCGCUAAUCGCGCACUCUCAAAUGCGAAUCGAGUCGGAGUCGCUCUUGCCGCCGAUUCCUGGUAUGUAGUGAGGUCACCGAACGGUUCUAACCAGGGAAUUUUUUUGCCACCCAGACAGCAAAACGGCCGCCAGUUUUCAAGCGGGCGAAAGUGUUUUUUGACGAAAAAGAUUUUCAAUUAUCAAGCGGACGGGGCUUUGCCGUCAAACAAGCCCGGUCGAAAACUAUCGAUUCGCACUUGAUAAAACGACGCAGGGGAGCUGGCAAAAGGGGCGCCCUUCUGAGGCGCCCACCGCCUUAGUUUCUGGCGAUUUGGGGCGCCCAAAAAGGGGAGCGCAAAAAACGCGCCCAAAAUCAGAACAGCGAAACAGCAUGGCGCGGCCGCGAUUUCGGAGCAUUUUGGGCGGCCGCGAAAGCGGCCGCCUUUUCGCCGGUUUCAGAGCCGGGGAAGCUUUGCAAAAAGCGCCGGCGCGAAAAAUAAAAACGCGAAAAAGAAAAAGCGGCCCGUACGCGCAAAGCCAAUCCGCAUGCUAUGGGCCCGAUUUUUCUUCGCUUUUUGGGUGCCCCCCGUGGCACCCGGAUCGGCCCCAUAGCAUGGGGGCUGGCCUUCGGAAAGGAGCUUUGCAAAUGUGCUGAAAUUUGUGACGUUUCUCAAGUGACCGCCAUACCGUGCGGCAUAACGUUACUCAGGGCGGUAUGGCGAGCCCAGAAAAAGCAAAGCCGCGGCCAAGGCAGCGGUCGGCAAAAAAACGUCCACGACCUCACUACCCCCGCCCCGGCGGCUAUAUUUGGUAGACUACAUGUAGCCACUACGAGCGGUGCGAGUACUAGAACCGCCCGAGGGAAAAUCCUUCUCUGUGUUUCCGGCGACAUUGAAUCCACUUACAACCAAGCAAACCAUGUCCUUCCCAUCCCCCUCUCCCGGCGGUCUCGUCAUCUCCCCCGCCCGCUUGAAACUCUUCGCCACCGUCUACGGGCCGGGUGGAAAAGUUAUCCGGCCGCUGCACUUUUCCUACGCACAGAAGAACAGCAAAACUUUGCUCCUCCGUCUGGAGUUCGAGCAAAACGUGUUGCAGCUGCUCCGGGCGAAAUUUGUCAGCGUGGAAACGGCGAACAAUGUGAUAAUCGAUAUGUGGGUGUCAGGAUUGAAAUCGACAAAGCUGAACAAAUAACCUGUAAUGUAUAAAACCGAUACCAAUUUGACCCACAGUUUCUAGUCGGCGCAUGACAAAUUUUGUCCGUAUUGAAAGGCAGUUUGUCAUGUUGUUUAGGGCAAAGGGGCUCCCCUCUGUCAUGCGAAUCAGCAUCCCAAUGCUCGACCCUUACCAGCACUAAGUACAAUCUGCCUUCCUUGCGUCCUCUGCAAUAGAGGCAAUCUCUGCGUUGCAUUUUAUGCAUGACCUGACGAUUUCCAUUCUGACGCGUCCAUAAUCGAAACUCGGGAAGUCCGGGACGACGGAGACGAAAACUCAACUGCCAGCUCGACGGCGUCGGCCGAUGGCGAGGACAAAGCAGAUGCUGAAACGAAAACCACCGCAUCUCCAUCUUCGGUCAAGAAGAGGAAAAGGUCCAAGUCCCGCUGGUUUGAAAAUGGGUUAGCGAAGAUUUUUGCCGGCACAGGUAGCAAUUCAAACAAAUUCGAGUACGAGGUCACCUUGCGGAUUCCGAACAACGACGAAGAGGCUCCGCUGUUUGGCCAGACACCAAUCCAGGCUGCGCGGAUGUUUCUGUUGCAGAGAAGAGGAAGGAGUAAGUCGCCAUCUACUUCAACAGCGGCUGGUCCAGAAGAUUCACCGUCUCGAUCUGGUGCGCAGGAGUCCUCCUCGUCGCGGAGGGGAGAACAAGCCGGCUCCUCAUCUGCAGCAAAAACUGCAGCUUCAGCAUCACAACCACCAGCAACCGCAGGAACAGGGGCUCUCGCCCGCGGCCGCGCCCAUCUCAACCGGCUGGAGCAACUGUCGGCCGCGGCGCAGACGAACCAACUCGCCAACGCCGCUUCCGCUUCGUCCCGCUCCGUGAUCCAUCUAGCGAAUUUGAUCGAAUACGGCACCGGCACGCGGCAGAUUAUGCCCUGCAAAAGUAUCGCGCUAGUAGUAUUGCAUUUGCAAUACAAAUCAGCUGAGCAUGACAAAUGGAAUUUCUCAUGCUGGUUUAGCUUGAAAAAGAAAUUUGUCUUGCAUUACUGUGAUUACUACAUGAGUGCGAUACUUUUGCACAGGAUACAGAUUUGGCGUGAGCAGAUUGUGAGACAGGAGUUAGUCCCGGAAGAGCAAGUCCGAUACCGCAUAACGGAGAAUUUCUCCGUCGGCGACGCGACCGUUUCCGGAGCAGGAACUGGAGGGUGUAUCCACAGAAAAAAACCCAUCCACAUCCAAUUUGUCAUGCAAAACACGCAUCAAGUGAUGUGUUUGCCAUGCAAAAAAAGUGAUGUGGAUGGUUUUUUUUUUUCUGUGGAUAGGGUGUUUUGGCUUUCUAGUUGGGUACGGACUGGCGUUUUUGUCAACACCACCUUCUCCAGGGGCGACAACACCACUUCCUGGGGCUUUUUCGGGUGGUGCAGGAGGUGCAGGAACAACUGCAACAGCUGCUUCGGCAUCAACAAAAACAGCAGCAGCGGGAUCUGCAGCAUCUGCAUCUUCAGCAACUUCAGCUUCCGGAGCAGGAGCAGGUCCAGCUUCUUCCAGUACAGUUCUGAAAACCCUGAAGGCGGUGGCGCUCGCAGCUCCACACGCGUUGGUCCCAGCGAGCGUAUUCGCGUUGCUCGGCGUUUUUUACGGCGGGGUUUUCGGGUAUUUGAAGGAUGUGACGAGAAAUGACCCAGUGCAAGAGUUUGAGGAAUACGGGUGUAACUCUUUCUUGGUUGAUUUCUUGGAUGUCCUCAGAAACCCGAGCGGCAGACGGAUGACCGCGCAAGACCGAAUGUACCUGGGCCUGACUGCGUAGAAGAGUUGAUGUUUGCGACUCGUCCUCACAGUCUUCCUGGCUCAGACGGUGCAUUCAUACUUCAAAUUCUUCUUCAUCAACAUGAAAAUAAUAACAUCGCAAACCACAACGCUACCACUUUGUAAGUUCAUCCAUUGGAAGAAUUUUUCAAUAUUGAUAGCGUCGGCCGGCGGGGGGCACUGGCUUCACUUUCAACGGCGUGCUGGUCAACAGCGUGUAGGCAACUUGAGUUCAUCAUCAUCUCACAGAUUGAGAUCAUUAGGACUAUGGCUAU
Amoebophrya sp. A120 is the source of this 3234-nucleotide messenger RNA. The record is from the annotation of a GenBank genome assembly. Lineage: Eukaryota; Dinophyceae; Syndiniales; Amoebophryaceae.